Molecule: messenger RNA, 4626 nt
Organism: Lodderomyces elongisporus
Lineage: Eukaryota; Fungi; Ascomycota; Pichiomycetes; Serinales; Debaryomycetaceae
Exons: 1
Coding region: 1-4626 (1541 amino acids)
Biological process (GO): retrograde transport, endosome to Golgi; Golgi to vacuole transport
Cellular component (GO): GARP complex
Molecular function (GO): syntaxin binding
Source: RefSeq, a predicted model, not a curated record
AUGGCAGAUGAUUCAUCUUAUACCCCAGACCUAUCAUUACAAGACGAUGGGACAAUCAACCUCAAUGAUGAUCUUCCAACUGGAUCAGAACAUUCGUCCCAAUUGAAUUUAGGAGGAGAAUACUCCAGCACACCCAAAUCUAGUCUACAACUUCAUAGGGUUCAAGAUCUGGCACAAGGAUAUGGUCACAACCACGCGCAAUCGCUAAUGCUGCAGCUGAUGCUGCGGCGACCAUCAGACUCAUUUGCUUCUUUAUCGAACAGUAGACGAAGUUUAGAUAGUGAGAGUGUGCUUCUGACAGGUACAUUUUAUAAUGCUGAGGACGAAGAACAAAAAAACGAUGAGUACUCGCCGUUGAGACCGAACUCCAUAUAUGAACUCACAAUUGGUUCGGAUGUUGCUCGGCGAAGGCGACGUCGCAUGCCAAAAACCUCUGUUACCUUGCAUGGGGGAACAACAACAAUUAAUAACAUCAACACUCCUACCAAGAAGGAUAUACCACAAAUUCAACUUGAGCGAUUGAAGAGAAAGGUUUCCAACAAAACGAUUGAGCACAAAUUGAUCAACGAUGUUGCGACAGAAUACAAAAAGUACGAACAAAGCUACAAGUCCCUCACAGAAGAGUCGCUCAGGAAACUUGCACAAGUGACUCAAGAUGGACAGCUUUCGGCGUCUUCUUCGAUGGAAAAUUUUGAACAGCUGCAAUUACAACUGCAACAACAACUGCAACAACAACUGCAACAACAAGAAAAAGACGGUGUACCUCUAACUGAUAUACCCGAAGUAUUUUUAGAUCCGGAUCUCAAAUUAGACGAUCCGCGCAUAUUUAAUCAAGUAUUGGAAGACUCAGAUUUGAAACUAGAUGAAGAAGAACUUAUUGUCAAUGAUACAGCAUUGCAAGACAAACUUUCGCAUUACUUGGACUUGGUUGAGGUGAAUCUAGUUCGAGAAAUUGAAAAAUCUUCAGAAACUUUUUUUGAUGCAAUAGGAGAUAUAGAAAGUAUUAGAAAGAAAUCAGAAGCUUGCGUUGAAGAUUACAACAAAUUAGUAACAUCAUUAUCGCUAUUGGAACAAAAGCAAGCCAAGCAAGGUCUUAAAGUGUUGCAAAAGAUGAUUGAAAGACAAAAUGCAGUGACGUUGGAAAACUCUGUACUUCAGCUCCAGCACGUUAUGGAUAUUUUCCAAAAGGCAAAUAAAUCUUUUCAAACUAACAACUACAAUGACUGCCUAAAUGAAAUUGUUGCAGUCGAAAAUCUCAUUAUGGGAGUGCCUUUCUCGCAUGUAACAGAUGAGACUGUGAAGAGGAUCUAUCCCGAUAUGCCUGUGAUUGAUCUUCAAUCGGUGCCGGCGUUGAUUCAUUUGCGCAAUGACCUACAAGUGCUCAAGACUGACUGCUUCAAAACUUAUACCGAAGAAUUUAUUGAAUUACUCUUGAAUGAUUUGAGAACACAUUACAAGAAAGUUCCAACUUCGGAUACUUUGAACAGAAUGUACGUCAAUAGAGACAAACUGCGCAAGUAUGCCUCAAAACCGACUAAUAUGUCAUAUCUCCAAGUUGAUGAUUCAGUUAAGCAGCAGUUAAAGAGCUUCGUAGAGAACCUUAUCAAGUCUGGUGAAGUUACUAAUGCAUAUGCAAUCUAUCAGAAUCGUUUUAUAACUGAAAUCAAAGAAGUAAUCAAACAGAAUUUGCCAACAAGCUCUUCUGCUGUUGGAGCCGAUUCGUCUCAGCCAUCCGUUGAAGGUACUCCCGUUCCAAACUCAAAUUCUGAUGGUAGACAACAGUUGUCAACUUCCGCAAACCCCGCUUCUCAACCUCUGAAUGCAAUGAGCGCAAAUAUAAAAGUAUUGACCCCAAACGAAUUUGAAGAAAUGUUGUGCCAAACUUAUGCACAGCUCUCUGAGUGUUUGCGUAGGUUGACAGUGCAUCAAAAGCUCUUGCUUGAUAUUGCAUUGACAAGCAUACCUCCUAGUGAAGAUAUCAAUAUAAUGGCAUUGGAUAUCACAAAGGCAAUCCACAAGGCCAUUGAGUUAACUCAGAUUAGGAUCAUGAAAGUUAUUAGCGUGAGACUGGAACAAACAGCUGAUUUACCUGCACCGCUUUAUCUAAGACUUUACUCGAUUACAUCAGCAUAUUUGCAAGAAUGCGAGUUAAUAAACCCGGCAUUUAGCUUUAGUGGCGCCGGUAACGUUUUAAGUGAGUGGUUUCAGAAUCACAUUACAUACUUUGUGCACCGUUUGCAUGUUAAUGCGUUUAAAUCGAUGAUGAAUAGUUGUUUGAAAGAGACCUGGAAAGUAUGCGAUAACUUAAAAGGUAUAAACCAAGCACAAUCUGCUCUUGAUGAAGUCAUUGGCUAUUCAGAUUUUUUGCAAUCUGGUGGUGCCAAAGGGUUUUCUGGAGAUGAGUGGUUGAAAUAUUUUGAUUUUUACAAAGAUAUAGACAAUGGUGAGACUGAUGCUGCAACCGAGGAUGUACUUGAAGGAACAAAGCGGAAUAUUUUAUCAAUUGCAAAUCAAGAGUUUAUGGUACCCAAUUUGGCAAUUGUUGUUUCUAACCAUCUUAAAGGUUAUGCAAUUGCCGCUAAGGCAUUUCCAAGCUUUGCACCAACUAUUGGAUCCAAUCUUUUAACCUACUUUAAAGAUCUCAAUUCGAAAACAUCGCAAGCAGUGCUUGGUGCUGGUGCAACAAGAUCCGCUGGUCUAAAACAUAUCACAACCAAACACUUAGCAUUGUGUAUUCGGUUCAUCGAGUUCAAUAUAGCAUUACUUCAGGGCAUAAAAGGUGCAUUUCCCGAUACCAGGCAACAAGAUGACGAAGACAAUCUAUCGUUUGCAAAAAUGAUUAGCAACUAUAAGGAUCAUGAAACAGAGCUUUUUGCCAAAAUUAUCACCAUAAUGCAAGAUAGAACUGUUGCUGGCUGUACAAAAUUAUUGAGCAUUGACUGGUCAGUGUCUAUAAAACACCCGCAGCAAUGCCAUGGAUACAUGGAAGAUCUUGUACGUGAUACAACCACUGUAGCCAAAGUUUUGAUGCGAUACUUACCCGAACUCAAGUAUUCGCUUAUUUUACUGCAAAUCUUUGACAGUUAUAAACGACUUCUUGUGGAAAGUUACUGUACCAAGCUUCCUUCAUUUAAGGACUUUAAUGAGAAACACAAUCUUUUGAGAGAUAUUGAUUAUUUCAGGGUUAAAUUGGGUGAUCUACCCGGCUAUGGGAAUUCGGGACAAGUCAUUUGGGAAAACGUAAACCUGAUGCCAACCGAGGAGGAUAUUCAAAUGGAGGAAAAAAUGAGACACAAUGCUGAUAUAGAGAGAAAACUGCAUGAAGCAACACCCACACCUUUGCCUGGUCCAUCUCAAGCUCCAGCAUCAACGACCAUACCUGCCAAAUCGAGACUUAGUUUUGAGCGGUUGGUGUCUUCUGCUAGAAGCUCUUUUGAGCGCUCUCCAGCGCCUGUAAAUGAAGUGGUUGCAACGGAACCAUCGAUGAAUAAUGGGGAUGAAUUUCACAACAAUGUCAAUGACCCAGACAAUUUAGGUAAUGAAGUGAAAUCUAGUAAUGGUAGCAAUAGUGUGACAAACGGCUCAGUUCAGCCUCAGGAUGAUAACAAGAAGACGGUGGAGACAGUUGUAAACAAUUUGAAAACUGAUGCUCCAGAAGUUGUUGGAGGACCAAAUCCCAAUGAUAAAGAGGUAACUGUGUUGUUUGAGGCAAAAGAAAAGGUUGGACAAGAAAACAGUGGUGAGGUAGACCACACUGAAUCUAAUGCCAUUUCAAAAAACAAAGAGCCUGAUAAUAACGGAGUUAAUUCGUCGACGGAGUCUCUCAAAUCACUUUCCCUUGAGAAGCUGCUGAGUCCAGUAACUACUUCUGCGGAAGUUGAAGAGCUGGUAGAGGUGGAAAAAGACGAUGUUGAGCCCACUGGAUUGCAUAUUGACGAGAAAACGUCUAAUCUUGGUAUUGAUAUUUGCCAAAAUGAUUUAAAGCAAAAAGAGAGUUUAGAUAAAGAACCUACUAAACAAACUGAAUUUAAAGAUCCUGAUAUAGAAGUAUCUGAUGGCAACAAUAUUAAAGAUUCUGAACCUAUUGAAAAUGAAUCAACCGAUGACAAGCCAGUAGAAGAUGAGACAGUUGGCAAAGAAUCUAUUGCAGAUAAAGUCAACGGAGUGGAUUUUGCCAAAGUUGAUUCUACUGAAAUUGAAGAUGCCGGAGCAGAUAACGAGAUAACGUAUAAUGAAUCUUUGGGCACAUUAGAUAAUACUGAAAUCAAGCAAAGCAAUGUUGAUGAAACAAGUGGGAACGAGCUAAAAGCAGAUACAGGUGAUGUUGGUGUAGUGAAUUCCGAACAGGUUGCAGGCUUACCUUCAACCACUGAACUGGUUGUUGAAAGUGACGUUGAGGCCAAAAAUGAGUCAUCAGGUGCCACACAUUCGAUUGAUAAUGAAACACUAGUGCAAAACGACAUUUCUAGUGCAAAAUCAGAGGCUGAAGUGGAACAACAAGAGCAACAAGAGCAGCAGCAGCAGCAGCAGCAGCAGCAAAUGUCUACUAAGGGAUUAGGGCAUACGGCGAACAAUAAAUCCAAAGCUAAAAAUAAGAAGAAAAACCUGAGAAAGAAAAAGAAAUAG